AAGAAGAUAACGUGGGCAGCGCUUCAGCGGGGGAAGAGAGCUAAGGGAAGAGGGUGAGAGGAGGAGAGAGAAGGAAGUAGGAGAAGCAGAACCACAGGGCAACCAUGGCUACCAUCUAUGCCGGAGCUUCCACUGCCCUCCUCAAGGCCCGCCUCCCAAUCACCUCCUCUUCACGCCCUCAGCUCCACCACCAUAAUGCUUUCUUCCUACCGCGCCCUUCCAUCUCCCUCUCAGAAUCCCGCAAGUUUGCUCCACUUCCAAUUAGGGCAUCUUCCUCUGAAGAUACAUCCAGUUCCAUCCAAGUAGAGGAGGUCUUUUCUGACUUGAAGGAAAAGUGGGAUGGUCUUGAAAACAAGUCAACUGUAUUAAUUUAUGGCGGAGGUGCAAUAGUGGCAGUCUGGUUGUCCUCUAUAGUUGUUGGGGCUAUAAACUCUGUCCCACUGCUUCCUAAAAUCAUGGAACUUGUUGGACUUGGAUAUACUGGAUGGUUUGUGUACCGAUAUCUGCUGUUCAAGUCUAGCAGAAAAGAGUUGGCAUCAGAUAUUGAAGAUCUGAAGAAGAAGAUCGCUGGUUCAGAAUAAGCAUCAACAUGUAGCAGAGAACUUCAAUUUUUUUUUCUCUUGUAGAUUGUUUUCAAAUAAUUUCAUCUUUUUGAAAUGCCAAAGAUACUGUCUUCAACA
This is a messenger RNA of Nymphaea colorata (pocket water lily), 680 nucleotides long. Its product is annotated as protein CURVATURE THYLAKOID 1A, chloroplastic-like. The record is from RefSeq and is a predicted model, not a curated record. NCBI's taxonomy places the organism in Eukaryota, Viridiplantae, Streptophyta, Magnoliopsida, Nymphaeales, Nymphaeaceae. Gene Ontology annotation, cellular component: chloroplast thylakoid membrane; thylakoid. The coding region runs from base 105 to 581 and encodes 158 amino acids. The transcript is spliced from 5 exons.